CUUUUCUAAACGUAACGAUGUCUAUAGAAUAUUGGCAAGAAAAUAUUAAUGACGACUAUGAAAGAUUAUUUGAAACUGAUGAAGGAUACGACGUUAUUAUUUAUGCCGGUGAAAAUGAAAAUAUUAAAGAAUUUCAUGCACAUUCAAUUAUUUUACGUACCAGAUCACAAUAUUUUUGUACAGCAUUUUCUAACGUAUGGGAAAAGAAAAAGGAUGGGAAAUUUAUUUUAGAAAAACCAAAUAUUUCUCCUAAAAUUUUUAAAAUUAUUUUAAGGUUUAUUUAUUGUGGAAAAAUUGAUUUCACAAAAUUAGAAGGGCUUGAAUUAUUAAAAUUAUCUAUGGCAGCUGAUGAACUUAACAUUCAAUCUUUAAUCCCUCGUGUCGAGGAAUAUUUAAUUAAACAUCAAUUUAAAUUUUUACAACAAAAUCCUACAGGAAUUAUUGAAACAAUUUAUCAAAAUGAAUCUUUUACGAAUCUAUUAGAUUUUUGUCUUGACGAAAUCUGUAAAGAGCCUGAAAUAUUAUUUAAUUCUGAAAAUUUCACUAGCUUAAAAGCACCUAUAAUGGAAUUGCUUUUAAAACGGGAUGAUUUGUACUUAAAUGAAAUUGAAAUAUGGGAUAGCUUAUUGAAAUGGGCUUUUGCACAAAAUUCUACUAUUCCGAAAGAUAUCACUAAAUGGAACAAAGAGGGAGUUACAAUUAUGAAAAGAACUCUUCAUAGAUAUAUUCCUUUAAUUAGAUUUUAUCAUAUAUCUUCAGAAGAUUUUCAUGAUAAAGUAUAUCCUUUAAAAAAAUUAUUACCAAAAGAAUUAAUUAAUAAUCUUUUUACAUUUUAUUUAGUACCAAAUAGAAAAAUAAAUAUUGACAUGCAACCUCCUAGGAGAUGGUAUGAUUCAGUUAUUGUUGAUUUUCAACAUUUUGCAUUAUUUGCUAGUUGGAUUGAUAAGAAAAAUGGUAAUUAUUUAAGAAAUAUCCCCUACAAUUUCAAUUUAUUAUAUCGUUCUAGUAGGGAUGGUAAUACUGUUGCAAAAUUUCAUGAAAAAACUGAUAAUAAAGGAGCCAAUAUUGUUGUUGUAAAGAUUAAAAAUACAAAUCAAAUAAUCGGAGGAUAUAAUCCAUUGGAUUGGGGUGGUAAUAGCCAUUUUAAAACUACAGCUGAUAGUUUUAUAUUUUUAUUUAAAGAUUACAAAAAUACUGAUACAGGGAAGAUUGGAAGAGUGAUUAAAAAGGAAGAUGCUAUAUACUGUUAUAGUAAUUAUGGUCCGACUUUUGGUUCAAGUCUUAAUAGUGGUAGUUGUGAUUUAGAGCUACGUUCAAGUGGCAACAGAUGGAGUUCAUCUCCAAAUUCUUAUCCUGAUAUUGAUAUCCCAAGAAACUAUGAGAUUGAAAAUUAUGAAGUAUUUCAAGUUGUUAAAAAGAAUUAAAAAAGAAAGUCGUUUGUAUUCUUCUUGUACUAUAUAGUUUUAUAGGUUAAAUUUAUAUUAACCAUUUUUCAAUAAAUUAUAUUUUUUUAACUUAAGCCUUAA
Rhizophagus irregularis DAOM 181602=DAOM 197198 is the source of this 1526-nucleotide messenger RNA. The record is from RefSeq and is a predicted model, not a curated record. Lineage: Eukaryota; Fungi; Glomeromycota; Glomeromycetes; Glomerales; Glomeraceae.